AUGGACAGAACAGAACGCCUAAAGCUGCUCUUCAGCGAGGAUGAGUCCUUGCUUCAGUUCAACACCCGUCUCAAUGCUUUAUCUAUAACUGACACCAAGACCGCAGAAGAAGCUUCCUUGACGGUAGUGACACAAGAAGAAAUACAGGCCGGAAAGGACGACAAAGACUCGGAAUCCAAAACUAAUCCAGAGGAAACCGCCGAAGGGCUUGACAAGAGCACCGUCCAAGAAACCGACAAGUGCAACGAAUGCACGCAGACACCAGAAAUUAAAGAUUCCAACACCCACGAUCAAGAGGAGCCAUCAACACCACUGGAUGGAUUCUUCUGUCCCCUUAUCGCUAUGUCUAGAUAUCCCUACAAGUUCGUCCCCAAGGAACUGUCACAGACGGUAGCCAGUCGAUUUUUCGACGGUGGGAAGUUUUGGCAGAGAGUUUGGGAUAUACACUACGUCCACGUCCCUCCUCUGCUCAGUCCACGUCCACUGUUGCUCGUGCCUGCUGCUCAGGUCCGGAAAUUCAUACAGGAGAUCAACCGCGAGCUCGAAAGUACGCUAUCAAUUCCGGAAGAAAGUAAAAUGGGAAUGCUCUUGGACUUCAAACAGGACGGGUUCCCUCAGCCGACGUUCAUCGGUCAGUGUACAAGCCGGGAGAUAAAAGAUGAACUGGAAGCGACCAUCCCUCCGCGGACGAACUACGAGCCUCCUACAGAGAUGGAUGAGGUGCGUCUCGCGUAUGAGCAAAUGAUUGAGUACGGAAUAAAUGCAUCGAAAAACAAGAGUAGGAGCAAAGGCUCCAAGGCGAAGAAACAGCAGUUCCGGCUCCAGGCUGAAAUAGAAUUGUUACAAACUCGGAAGAAAAUGCAUUGUUACCUUGGUCUACGAUCCCACCACUCCCUGGAUCUCCCAGAACUUAUUGACGAACGAUCCUGGGAAGAGAAGCGAAACGACGACUGCAGCACGGCGCAAAGACUUGACGACACAGAUAGCACUGGGAUCCCUCGUCUCGAUAUGGAUUAUCCAGCGAUGUUUCCAUUCUGGAAAGAGCCGAUUUUGAUCAGCGUUGACGUCGAAUGCAAUGAGCGUUGUCAUGAACAGGUCACAGAAGUGGGAAUCUCAACUCUGGACACCGUGGAUCUUGUUGGCAUUCCCCCAGGUGAGAAUGCAGAGAAGUGGACCUCGAGAAUUCGUUCCCGUCACCUGCGAGUUCGAGAGUAUGGCCAUAUUGUCAACCGACAAUACGUGGCAGGAUGUCCGGGAAGUUUUGAAUUUGGGGAGAGCGAAUGGGUGUCCAAAGGGAAGCUGGCGGAUGUGGUUCAGGCCUGCUUCCAACCUCCCUACUCAUUCGGUAUCGAAGACACAGACGGUGUCCGGCUGGGCAGUGGGCCUGAGUACAAGCACCAGAAGCGCAACCUGAUCCUUGUGGGUCAUAACACCUCAAUGGACGUCAACUAUCUGGCAAGUUUGGGCAUCCCGGUCUUUGAAGACGUCACGACCGCCUUCCUGGAGCGCAUCGACACUGCCGAGUUGUAUCGUAUUAUCCGAAGUGAGAUAAACCCGCGCUCAUUGGCAGGCAUCCUUGGUGAACUAGGAAUCAUCGGAUGGAACCUGCACAAUGCAGGGAACGAUGCUCGCUAUACGCUUGAAGCGCUGGUGCGAAUGAUCUGCCGUGAUACAGGCGGGUUUAGUGUGGUUGCUCCGACGGUGGAAUAG
This is a messenger RNA of Aspergillus thermomutatus, 1710 nucleotides long. RefSeq lists its product as uncharacterized. The record is from RefSeq and is a predicted model, not a curated record. Lineage: Eukaryota; Fungi; Ascomycota; Eurotiomycetes; Eurotiales; Aspergillaceae. Gene Ontology annotation, molecular function: nucleic acid binding. Bases 1 to 1710 code for a protein of 569 amino acids. Gene Ontology annotation, cellular component: nucleus. The transcript is spliced from 2 exons.